UUCUCGGAUAUCCGAAUAUGUGCUCGAACUAGCUCUCUGAGGUCGCUGAUCUUGGAUUCACCACUACUAUAUUUCCUUACUCGGAUUCUUUUCCGACAUUCUAAUUCUACGAAAUCAGCAGAAUGUCACUGAUUGAUAAAAGAAUCAUCUUUCAUCAUUUCUCUCAGUAAAAUACUUCUCUCAUUUUCCUAGCAAUUGCUAUAUUAUUGUGUUAGUUUCUUCCCUGCUAUAAGUAUAUACAUGUGUGUGUGUGUGUGUGUGUGUAAUUAGUAUGUACAUAUAUAUCCCAAUGUACAUAUAGAACAAUAGGAGAAGUUUACAUGCAACCUAAAACUAAGCAUUAAUUUGGGAACAUACGGUUUUGUACUUUCAUUUUGUCAAUCUUCUCUUCUGUACUGUAUCGUUGUUUUGAAAAUUCAUUACGAGAACUACUUCGAGUUCUAGAAAAAAAAAUUAUGGCAGCUGAAGUUCAGAAAGUAGUGGUGAUCCAGGAUGCAUCCAAAGACUUUGUUAGUUCGUGCGCAAUCCAAUGGGUCCUGCAGAGCUUAUCCCUUAAGCCUGGGGAUGAGCUUACUCUUCUUUCGGUUCUUCACCAUGUUAAUAACCCUAGUACGUUAGCUGGGAGACUCUUGGGAUACAGAACCAAGAUGAACUCAAGUUCAUUUAUCGGAACCAACCAGAAAGUCAUAGCAGAAGAGCUUGAGAGGAAAACGGAGGAGUAUCGUAGCAAAGAGGAGAUCACCAUGAUAUCUAACAUGUGUAAAAGAUUGAAUGUUGAAUUCAACAUAAAGGUGGUUGCUGGUCCCUCUUCAAAGAUGGUUGCUGUAGAGGCUGCGAUAAGAUUAGGAGCAACAUGGGUGAUUCUUGAUAGGCAGAUGAAGAAAGAGAAGCAAUUCUUCAUGGAGAAGUUGCCAUGUGGUAUAUCGAGGAUGAAACGUAAUUCUGUUGAACAAUUGAGAGGGCCAAAAGCAAUUGGGAACAUCAACAAACCAGUCGCCAAAAGACCCAGUACAAGCUCCCAUGUAAGAUAUGAUGAAAUGAUACCAGGAAGCCCAGAGGAAGGACUUUCUCCUAAAAGUAAGAAAUUUAAUCACAACUCGUACAAUCUAGGACUCGAAGUUCCAAUUUUGGAAAAGAACAAGAUGGUUGUGGAGACCGCGUGGUCUAACUAUAGGAAAUCUACAUCAACAAGUGAUCUGCAGCUAGCAAGUAGAGUGUCAACUUCAACUCUGGGGAAUACUGACCUAUUUAAUCCUGGUUUUGCCCGUAAUUAUGACGAGGAAGAAAGCUCGACAAAUGCUGAAAGAGGAAAAGCAGGAGAGCCGUCCCCAUUUCCACUUGCAGAGAUUCAAGCAAGGGAUCAAAAGGAAACACAUAAUGCUGGGAGUCCCGAUGAACAGAAACAGCUUAACUACAAGGACGAUUGGAUAGGAGAAUGUCGAAUAGAUGAAGAAUUCAAAAAUUCAGUAUGCACGGGUUGCAAGAAUAAACGGCCAACGAUUGGAUGGAAGAGAGACUUUACCUAUGCAGACCUCCUAGCUGCUACAGAUGGGUUUUCCGACAAUAAUUUCCUGUCGGAAGGUGGAUUUGGUUGCGUCUACAGAGGAGAACUUAAUGGGCUUAAGAUUGCUGUUAAGCAGCAUAAGAACGCAAGCUGCCAAGGCGAGAAAGAAUUUGAGUCUGAAGUUCAUGUACUCAGUAAGGCAAGACAUGAGAAUUUGGUAAUGCUGUUAGGAUCAUGCUCAGAGGGAAGCAAGAGGCUGCUUGUUUACGAAUAUGUUUGCAAUGGUUCGUUGGAUCAACAUCUAUCAAAACACAACAGAAGACCUCUCGGUUGGGAUAAGAAGAUAAAAAUUGCUACUGGAGCUGCAAAAGGCUUACUAUACCUACAUCAAAACAACAUCAUCCACAGAGAUGUGAGACCGAACAACAUCCUCGUGACACACGAUCAUGAAGCACUGCUAGGAGAUUUUGGUCUUGCAAGAACUCAACUUGAAGACUCAGAUCGAUCAUCAGAUACAACGAGAGUUGUCGGAACUUUGGGAUAUUUGGCACCAGAAUAUGCAGAAAAUGGGAAGGUGUCAACUAAGACAGAUGUUUAUGCUUUCGGGGUUAUUCUAUUACAGCUCAUCGCAGGACUGAGGUCUACUGACAAGAGGCUUGGAGGAAAAAGUCUUGUGGAAUGGGUAAGAACCACUUUUAAAGAAAGGAACUACCCAGAUUUAAUCGAUCCGAGUAAUGUGGAUUGCCAUGAUGUUCACCAGCUUUAUUGGAUGGUUCGGGUAGCCGAAAAAUGUCUCAGCAGGGAUCCACACAACAGAUUAACUAUGGAUGCUGUGGUGAAUGCUUUGAAUUCCUUGAAUGCUGCCAAUCCAGUUUGUUGCAUUGGAGACUUCUCACCAACACAAUCUGAGUCAGCAGGAAGCAUUCCAGGAUCUUCUGAAUCGCAUGGUACUGAUUAUAUUAGCAUAGAAAUUACUCCCACCAAAGACUACAUGCAUCCCAACUCUACUAUUCCGUCAGAAACAGAAGGGUCUAGCAUUUCUACUGUCCCUGAGAAUUCCCCCUUGGGUAGUACUUCUGCAAGUACCAAAGACAAGAGAGAAACGACGUAA
This is a messenger RNA of Pyrus x bretschneideri (Chinese white pear), 2615 nucleotides long. Its product is annotated as inactive protein kinase SELMODRAFT_444075-like. Gene Ontology annotation, biological process: protein phosphorylation. Bases 456 to 2615 code for a protein of 719 amino acids. The record is from RefSeq and is a predicted model, not a curated record. Lineage: Eukaryota; Viridiplantae; Streptophyta; Magnoliopsida; Rosales; Rosaceae. The transcript has 9 exons. Gene Ontology annotation, molecular function: protein tyrosine kinase activity; ATP binding. Gene Ontology annotation, cellular component: plasma membrane.